Zychaea mexicana is the source of this 260-nucleotide messenger RNA. RefSeq lists its product as uncharacterized. The transcript is spliced from 3 exons. Lineage: Eukaryota; Fungi; Mucoromycota; Mucoromycetes; Mucorales; Lichtheimiaceae. The annotation marks the transcript as partial. The record is from RefSeq and is a predicted model, not a curated record.
CAUAGGCGGAGAAAGCAAGCUGCCGUCAGAAGUCUCUUAUCUUCUUUACUAUUUUUUACUCCCUUCUGCUUUUGCAGGUUUUGUUAAGUUUUUCAAUAAAGUAUGGCUUGCAAAUACACUACUUCGUGGUCUUUUCGGAAUAACAUUUUAUACAGGACCGGUUCGGUUCUGGUUCGGUUCUUGACAGGAACCGAACCGUAUUUUCUCGGUUUCGGUUCGGUUCGGUUCCGGUUCUACGGUUCUGAUACGGAUCCCUACUU